Molecule: messenger RNA, 2287 nt
Organism: Lagenorhynchus albirostris (white-beaked dolphin)
Lineage: Eukaryota; Metazoa; Chordata; Mammalia; Artiodactyla; Delphinidae
Gene: SMU1
Product: SMU1 DNA replication regulator and spliceosomal factor
Exons: 12
Coding region: 108-1628 (506 amino acids)
Biological process (GO): mRNA splicing, via spliceosome
Cellular component (GO): precatalytic spliceosome
Molecular function (GO): protein binding
Source: RefSeq, a predicted model, not a curated record
CGGACGUCGAGCGGAAGUGACGUACGGGGGCCGCCGGAGGUGUAGCUGGUGCGUUCCGCUACUGGGCCUGAGAGUGGUGUGGCCCCUGCGCCAGGGAAGAUAGCGCUAUGUCGAUCGAAAUCGAGUCCUCGGAUGUGAUCCGUCUUAUCAUGCAGUACCUAAAGGAGAACAGUUUACAUCGGGCAUUAGCCACCUUGCAGGAAGAGACUACUGUGUCUCUGAAUACUGUGGACAGCAUUGAGAGUUUUGUGGCUGACAUUAAUAGCGGCCAUUGGGACACUGUUUUACAGGCUAUACAGUCUCUGAAAUUGCCAGACAAAACCCUCAUUGACCUCUAUGAACAGGUUGUUUUGGAAUUAAUAGAGCUCCGUGAAUUGGGUGCUGCCAGAUCUCUUCUGAGACAGACUGAUCCCAUGAUUAUGUUAAAACAAACACAGCCAGAACGGUAUAUUCAUCUGGAAAACCUCUUGGCCAGGUCUUAUUUCGAUCCUCGAGAGGCAUACCCCGAUGGAAGUAGCAAAGAGAAGAGAAGAGCAGCGAUUGCCCAGGCCUUAGCUGGGGAAGUCAGCGUGGUGCCUCCAUCUCGUCUCAUGGCAUUGCUGGGUCAGGCACUGAAGUGGCAGCAGCACCAGGGAUUGCUUCCUCCUGGUAUGACCAUAGAUUUGUUCCGAGGCAAAGCAGCUGUCAAAGAUGUGGAAGAAGAAAAGUUUCCUACGCAGCUGAGCAGGCAUAUUAAGUUUGGUCAGAAAUCACAUGUGGAGUGUGCUCGAUUUUCUCCAGAUGGUCAGUAUCUGGUUACUGGGUCUGUUGAUGGAUUCAUUGAAGUAUGGAAUUUUACGACUGGAAAAAUCAGGAAGGAUCUUAAGUACCAGGCCCAGGAUAACUUUAUGAUGAUGGAUGAUGCUGUCCUCUGCAUGUGCUUCAGCAGAGAUACAGAAAUGUUAGCAACUGGUGCCCAAGAUGGAAAAAUCAAGGUAUGGAAGAUUCAGAGUGGACAGUGUUUAAGGAGAUUUGAAAGAGCACACAGUAAAGGUGUCACCUGUCUAAGCUUUUCUAAGGAUAGCAGUCAGAUCCUUAGUGCCUCAUUUGACCAGACAAUUAGAAUUCAUGGUUUAAAAUCUGGAAAAACCCUGAAGGAAUUUCGUGGCCAUUCCUCCUUCGUUAAUGAAGCAACAUUUACACAGGAUGGGCAUUAUAUUAUUAGUGCAUCCUCUGAUGGCACUGUGAAGAUCUGGAACAUGAAGACCACAGAAUGUUCAAAUACCUUUAAAUCCUUGGGCAGCACUGCAGGGACAGACAUCACUGUCAACAGUGUGAUACUGCUUCCUAAAAACCCAGAGCACUUUGUGGUUUGCAACAGAUCAAACACAGUGGUCAUCAUGAACAUGCAGGGACAGAUUGUCAGAAGCUUCAGCUCUGGUAAGAGAGAAGGUGGUGACUUUGUUUGCUGUGCCCUCUCUCCCCGUGGUGAAUGGAUCUACUGUGUAGGGGAGGACUUUGUGCUCUACUGUUUCAGCACAGUCACUGGCAAACUGGAGAGAACUUUGACACUGUGCCAUUUGGAAUAUGUGGCCCCUCAGAUCUUAGAAGGAGAAAAGAUAGUUGAAGGGGUAUACUGGAUGUUUUAAAGACCCACAUCUGGAAGUGGUUUGUUUAUAUUACUUUGUUUGUCAUUCUUUUUUGAUUAGAAUUAGUCACAUGCCGCCCACAGCCCAAAUGCAGAGGGGUGGUUGGGCAGGGAAAAUGAAGUCGUCUGCAGUCGAGGAAAAAGAAAUGGUCUGGUGAAUGUAUAAAAAAUUAUACACAUAGCUCUGUUAGAGAAUAACCUCAUCUCAAACUGUUCUUGAGUGAACUGUUGGCACGUCUGCCUUGUGAAGCCUCCAGUAUGGAUCCAAGAUGUGAACAAAACAAGAUGAGGUGGAAGGUGUCCUCUAGUUGAGGAAAAUACUAAUAAGUUCACUGAGCUGAAGGAAUUGUUUGGUCUCAGCCACUGUCUUGGCUUAAUAUUUAUAAAAUGGUGAUGAUGACUAGGACCCACUGUAGUGCAGGAGUGGUUUGGCUCAAAGUGUUAUUUAUACAUUAUGAAGAAAAGUACAGAAAAUGUCAUCAGCCAUGUGAUAGCCUCGUUUGAGUUUUUGGUUUGUGUGUUUGGUUAGCAUUCUUUGAGGCUGCCUUGGGCUUGAUUCCUUUGGUGAGAAGUAGGAGCUUCACUCUUCUUCCCUCCCACUCAGCUCUGGAAGCUUCUUCAGAGUGAUUUGUUAAGAGACCUGUAUACCCUAAUCCUGUG